CCACUUCCGUUUCUUUCCUUCUCGGCAGCUGCUGCUGAAACAGUUACCCUAGAAAGGCUGCUUCAUCCCCUCUCUCUCUCCCCCCCUUUCUCUCUCUAAAGGCUUUAUGCGAUCAUCUGCUCCAGCUAGGCUUUAGAACCUAGCGUCUCCGCCGAGUCAAAUCCAUUUGAAUCGGAUUUUCAAGUUGGGGAUUUUGUUUUCUUCCGAUUUCAAUCUGAUCUGCUACUAUCAUAUUGGGAGAGUGUAGGAGUCGGGACAGCGUGAAGCAUCUUUGAGAGCUCAAAAUGCCUAAGGAUAGGAGGGGACGUUCUGUUUCUCGUGAUCGGUAUAGAGCAUCUCCUUAUCCAUGCAGCUCCAGUCCUACAAGGCGGUUGUUGCCCAAAAUUCCUUCAGAAACUGAGGACAAUUUGAAAGAAUGGGAAGAAGCCAGAUGCCCCGUUUGCUUGGAGCAUCCACACAAUGCUGUUCUCCUAAUAUGUUCAUCCUAUGGGAAAGGGUGCCGCCCUUACAUGUGUGACACAAGCUACCGCCAUUCAAACUGUCUAGACCAGUACUGCAAGUCAUUUUCGGCAGAAACCUCACCAACUAUCCCACCAGAAGGAGCAACUCAGAUUUCAGAUACUCAGUUGUCUCCAUCUGAAACUCUUGAAUCAACAAUUACUCAAGUGCAAAAUGAGAGUACAAUUGAGGAUGAGCUCUCCUCCAUGAAUUCCGUAUCUUGUGAGCAUCAGGCAGAGCCGAAGCUUGUGUGCCCCCUCUGCCGUGGGGAGAUAACAGAUUGGAUUAUUGUGGAGCCUGCUCGUUGUUUCAUGAAUGCAAAAUCAAGAAAUUGUUCUUGUGAGACAUGUAAUUAUAACGGAACCUAUGCAGAUCUCAGGAAGCAUGCGAGGCUGGAGCAUCCAUUAGUGCGCCCAUCAGAGGCAGACCCAGAGCGACAGCGUAGCUGGAGGAGUUUGGAGCGGCAGAGGGAUAUUGCUGACCUGUUCAGCUCAAUCCAAUCUUCAGUUGGAGAGGAUAGGGGUGAUGAUAGCAGUAGUUUGCCGGCUGAUGACGGUGCGGGCUGGCUAACCAUAUUCUUUCUAGUUAGAGUAGUUCGACCUGGGUCCAGUUCGAGGAGCAGCAGCUGGUAUGGAACCACAAGAACCAGAGCACAAGUUAGUAUGAGAAGGAGAGCAAACAGACUAUGGGGGGAGAGCUACGAGGGCGAAGCUGCAUCUUCAACCGUAGAAGAGGAUAACGAGUCUUCAGACGGUGACUCAGGUGUUAGGAGGCGCAGUGCGCGCCUCAGGCGACGGACAACACCAGACAACAACCAGCCAUGAUUGCAUACGUUUGCGAGAUCAGUGAAUCUGUUUCUUUUCCAUCGUCCUUGUUUUCCCGAAAGGUUUGAAAGUAAGUUUGGUCCAAUUCUGUGUUCAGCAGCUUUCAGUAGCUUACUGAUUGUUCUUCCUUCACAUUCUGUAAACGAACCAAAGAUUAUAAAUAUGAUGCUGAGAGAUAUAUUGAAGAAAUGUAUUUAUGUGUUUAUUUCGCAGGACAUUGCGUAUUUGUAAUUUUUCUCCGGCAAUUAAUGAGAGUACCUCUUCGUACCGCGAGAGAUUUACAUGAAA
Malus domestica (apple) is the source of this 1610-nucleotide messenger RNA. RefSeq lists its product as uncharacterized. NCBI's taxonomy places the organism in Eukaryota, Viridiplantae, Streptophyta, Magnoliopsida, Rosales, Rosaceae. The record is from RefSeq and is a predicted model, not a curated record.